Molecule: messenger RNA, 6934 nt
Organism: Monascus purpureus
Lineage: Eukaryota; Fungi; Ascomycota; Eurotiomycetes; Eurotiales; Aspergillaceae
Source: the annotation of a GenBank genome assembly
GGCAUAUUAUCUAUGCGUCUUCUCGUGUAUCUUAUUGAUGGUUUCUAACAUUUUGUUUACAGAGUCCCUUUGCUACAGCCAAGUAAAGUUAUGCACUCUUAAAAGAAGAACAUGAAAUGGGCCAUCAGCACCUACGGCACCAAUGGAACCAUGGCGGGAGCGAGGAUUUGUACCGGACUCAGACGAGGAGGAAGUGUUCGAUAGCCAGAAUUCAAGGAGAUCCAGUAAGGACGAUCGGGCUGAAGAUCAUCUGGCGCCUGGAGAUGGCGGCGAAGGAGCGUCUGAUGUGGGAGAUAGUACCGUGGCUUCGAAAGAUGGUGGGCAGAAGGAUGGGGUAGUUUCUUCUGAGAAUGAUAAUCCGGAUCGUCUGGGAGGUGUCAUUUCUAAACCAUCUGUUGUCAAAAAUGGUCAUGAUGUCGACAAGUGCAAUUCAAGUGACAAGGAGGCAGGCCAGGGUCACCGUGGAAACACAGUGGAGUCACAGAGGAAUAUUAUGGAUGAGGAAGAAAGGCCAGAAGCCCAUGCUACUCAUGCAGAUGGUGCAGGGCAUCCUUCAACAUCUCCUGAAUUGCCCCCUAUUCCGGAUGCGAACCUGCCCUCGACACCUCUGGCGAAACAACCGAUUGACAUAUUCGAAUUUCCAAGUUCUUCUCCUGACGUUCUCCAACUUAAUCAUCACAUAUCGAAUGAUUCCGUGCGAACCGGUGAGGGAGGCAACUCCCGUGGAGAGUUGCUGGAUGCUAAUGGUGACUCUUCUCCUCUGUCAUCUCCACCUUCAUCUCUUGAUCUUUUACGUUCAAGUCCAGAUGGUGACGAAGCAGCGGUACAACAUUCCAAUAACGAUCUGGAAAAACUGCUUCCUCCACUGGAAGUCGACGAGGAUAUACUACGAGAAUUAGAUCAGCCAAUGCGGAGAUCCCUGAGAGAGCGCAAUCCCAUUCAAUUGCACCCGUACCUCCUCGAAGACGCCCGGUAUCGACGUCUUAUGCAGGCCGGGGGGGUAAAACCAGUGCAAGUCUUUAAGCAUCUACCCGACGGGACGCGUACACUGGUGGAUGACAGCCAAGGGCAAGAAUCCGUUAAUGCUGUUAAUUCCCCUCCGAGCAGUUCCGUGAUGGACUUCCAGUUUCCACCUUCCUCUCCCCCGGUCCGAACAGUAAUUAGACAAAGGCAGCGUCACCUCACUACUAGGCGUCAGGCCGAACAACACAGCCCCACUACAGCUCCUGUUCCUAGGGCAAAGAGACGAAAAUUGCUUUACCAAGAGGACAAUGGAAACGGCCGGCAAUGGGAGCAUUCACCCAGACCUCAUAUGGUUAUUACCCACACAGCAUCCCCAGCGGAAGUUGCAAAUGACUCAAUUUGGGAUAUCCCCCCUACCCCAAGUCGACGGGGAAGUUCCUCCUCAACCCAAAGUACGCAUUUCUCUGGAUUCCGAUUCCCUCGUGGCUUCACGCCACCGGUGAUGACUACGCCUAUUACAGAACCCACGCCGAGAGUCGAAAAUACCGAGAAUGUUGAUGAGUUGCAAAGUAUGGAUUUGUCAGUUGCACAAGAUGGUCAGGACCCUAUUGUUGUUGAUUCCACAUCAUCGGAGUCGGAGCCGAGCCUCGACGCAGAGGAUGAGCCAGGUGGUUCAGAGGCCAUUCUUAAGAAAUUGCAACGUAGGAUAAAAGGAGUUCUUCCAGCCUCGUGGCUCCGACUUGACUUGGAACAGCAAGUGAAACGCACAAAGUCUAGCCAACAAAAUCGUGACACAGCAUUUCCGCAUAGGCCGGAGAAUGUUAAGGGAGUUGCCAGGAAGAUAACAAAGACUAAUUCCAGGGCGUUGCAAAGUCCCAGACGGCACACCCCGAUGCGCCUUCUUGAUUUUGAUAAUGAUAGCCAAGAGGAAGAGGAUGGCACAGAUGAUGCUACUUCCAAAAGCGACUGGCAGAGAGAAUUGACUACGGCAGUUCGGUUUGAUGAACCAUUUCAAAAUGAAGUGCUGGACGACGAUGAUAUUCCGGAAGAUAAUCGUAUUGAUAACAUGUUCCCGCCUGUCCCUAGGGGCACGACGUCACCCAGCGGAGAAAGACAGGGAGUAAAACGACGAAAGCCCCAAAAAUACGGGACUAGCGUUGCAGGACCCUGGAAGCGACCCCGCAUGAAACGGCAAUCUAGGAUCACCGACUCUAUGCGUGGAGGAUGGAAGCCGAGAUGGUCAUCUCCCAAGCCGCCCGGUCUUGGUAUACUGGAUGCCCCGGAUGUUGCUGAAAAGCCUCGACAGGAGCAGCCGCAAUUCAUCAGAAUUGCCGCGCGAAAGGCACGAUCUCGUCGGGACAGAGGGAGACAUAGCCCUACUCGCAAGUUCGUUAGCCUUUCCUCAAAAAGAGAUACAGAAGAUGCGAAUGCGUAUUUGCGCGAAUGGCGAAGGGGUGCAAUUCUCCAGGCAAAACCUACAGAAGCGCACCCCGUGCCUCGGGUACGCCAGCCGCUGAUAGAUCUUUCUACGAACACGCGAGAUGUGUCCGAAAGUGUCGACCCUCAGGAAUCAGGUGCGAACGGCCCUCGAGAUUUUGUGCCCCCUUUACCAGCAGAUAAAGAUAUCAACAGAAAAGAAGCCUCACACCUGGACAUUUCUGCCCAAACUCAAAUUGCGAGAGUCAAUGUCACUGACAGAACACCCCAUGUGCAUCACGAGCAACGAGGAAACAAAUGGGUCAUCCGUAGAAACUUUGCCGUCUCUUCUUUGAAAAGGAACGUCCUUCGAUCUGCAGAGCCGGAGGUAGGCGAUAUCGGUGGAACCAGCAUCGCAUUACCAUCAUUGUUUAAACAAUCACUAUCAUUGCUUAACCAAGAUUACUGUCGUCCAAAGGGGUUUCAACGACGUAACUACAGCCUAACCCUAGAUCGGUUCCUGUCAGACAAUAUUCCUCUGGAGAUUGCAUCCAGCUGGCCGGCAGCCUCAAUUAACGGAUCCCGCGAAUCAAACAACGCCGCUAGGACCCGAGCAGAACCGCGGACUCGGAAAUUGAGGAAGCGCCCGCCUAAGCGACUAGAUCUAAACGCAGACGUGGCCAAUUAUGAACAGGCGUUAGAGAUCUCAUCUCAUCGAGAUUCAGAGCCUUCCUCAUUUGCGCAAUCGGAAAGCGCACGUCCUGAUUAUCGACCAAGAGAAUUGACUUCAUUUCAACUCUCGUAUACUCGCGACUUCAAAAUCGUUCCCCUGCGUGCUGGUACUUUUUUUCAUGAGUCUACAUUUGUAGGAAGUGGCGAAUUUGCGCGUUCCCUUGACGUUCUCGCUCGUGAUCUGGAUAAGAAUGCAGGAGUGUCAAUUAUUGAGGUUAGGGACCUAAAUCUACGCUGGGGCUCAUGGGAUGAUGCCGUGUCAUCAGAAUUGGGCAUGGCUUUCGAAGUGAUAGCCGAUUGCGUUGAAAAGAGCUCACACACUUCAAUGCAAGCAAAUCCUGAUAUUCAUGCUCGCCAAGCAUGCACUAUAUAUGAGUCGUUGAUCAAAUACGUCACCCAUACCUUAUACUUCAUUGAUCCUGUGGACAGAAUAGGAUUUGUGGAAAGGGUCCUGGGCCUCAUUUGGAGGCUGAAAGAGCGUUUGACGGAAUCUGCUCUAAAUGCUGGAGACAAUAGAGGAUGCUUUGUGAAGAUUGCUUGCUAUAACCUCAUCUUUUCGAACCAGGCCCGUCAAAUUGCAUCAUACGAUCUUGUCAACUUAGCUAUUGCAAGUGAAGCGUUGGAGCUCAUCAAGGCCACUUCCAGGCAACUAAUUGGACACGUUGUGAGCCAAGCAGGACUGAAGGAUAUCCAACAGUUCCUCGAAGAUAAUAAGCAUCCCGAACACCGCGGGGUGGGCCUUCAUGCUAGCAAUUUCUCUGUGGAAGCAUACGUGGUUACCCGCCAUGUACUUCACAGCACAGAUGAAUUGAAGGUAUGUUUCGAAGCGUCUAUUGCCGAUACCAUCUCAGACUAUACUGGCUAUCUGACCAGCCCGAUGGAUGUGCCGCGCCUGGAAAAUGGAUGGCAUGGAAUCUUUUCAACUCUGCCUCUCAAUGAAAUAGAUCAGUUUGGAAUAACUAGGAUUGGAUCGCGGUUUCGGGAGCGUCAUGACAACUGGUCGACUGUUAAGCGACUUCUGUGCCCGGUGCUGGACAGUUACAACGCCAAUCCUUCCAGGCAGCCCAUUUCCUUUAAUAACUACUGCCGGGCACUUUUCCAUAGAUGUUUUAAUCUUGUUAAUUGCUGGGGCUGGAGGGACUGCAAGUUUAUCUUGGAAACACUGUUCGACUUUUUUGCCAAGAAUGGCCUCUACAACCUCGACCAUGAAGAGGCGUUCGGCUCGCCAGCCUUCCUUGAGGAACUUGAUCGCGAACCAACUCUGGAGACCAGACCGGGGGAGCCAUGCUUCCAUAUUUUUCUGAAAAUAGUGGGAAGUGGAUUACGCUUUCUGUCCAAGACCUAUAACGAAAAGAAAAUCCGAAACUUUGCCUGGCGUCUUCUGCCAAACCAUGGUCGGGUUUAUCCUAAAGAAAAGCCCCUUCGACAUGAGGAUCUAGACGCACUGAGGAACCACCAUGAUCUUCUUUGUACCCUUUACUGGGCCGUUCCCGAAGCAUGCCGACCUCGGCUUGAGGCAAUAAGGAAUCUUGUGCAUCCUGCAUCCUCUCAUCGGGAAACAUGCAACAUAAGCUUACGGUCAUGGUCAAGACUUGUCCGAUUCAAGUUGUCAACAGGAGAGAAUGUUUCUGGGUUGGAUCCGUUCGCUGAUUGGCACAGUUAUUUUAUGGUCGAGCUACUGAAACAGCAUUCCCUUGCCCGGACUGAGGUUGAGACUCAAAGCAAUAUAGACAGUCUGUUCUCCCGCAAGAUGAUUGAGAGUACAAUUUCUCAAAAUCAGCGGCAGAUUGAGUCUCUACUGAAUACUGCCCUAGAGGGAUUGAAAACCGCAAUCCAACUGGCCCCAAAUCUGGAGCAUGCCCGGAUACUGGUUUCUAAGCUGCCCAUCAAGGCAGUCUUAGGGCUGUUUAACCCGAAAAUUGCUCGACUCAAUAAUGUUGUUCUGAAAGCGCUGCAGAUCAUAUUAUCCUAUCUUGAGAAAGAUAGUCCUUCUGCUUCCCCAGGGUCCCAAGCUUUAAUAGAUGAAGAUAGUCAGGAAUAUGGGGAUUGGAGCGCUAUUGAAGCGAUAUAUGGCAACGAACCGUCACUCUCAAAUCCAGGAGUUGAUCAUAUCGAGAAGGUGUUCCAUCCUGCUGUCUCUCGUCUUGUCUCUGAUUGCUUCGGCGAGGACCAAUGCCCAGAUGAUGCGAUUCUGCUGGGGGCUGUGGAUUGCUGGACUUCCGUUGCGCAUGCUCUUGUUAAGCAUGGUCUUCGGUACUGGGAUAGCUAUGUUAGCGACUAUGAUGCAAAUUCCUGGUUAAUGCUUCGAGGAACUGUACAGACUAGGAAAUUCACACCGCAGUUUCUUGCUAGUUGCAUUGGCAGGGAUGCUGGUUUCCUGUCUGAAUGUAAAGCUCAGGUGCUGUGCAUGUGGAUGUCGUCCUUGGUGGAAAGGUCCUCAAUGUUGAAAUUCCAACACGUUUUAACAGAAGCGCUGCUGAACCAGGAUCCCGAAAACCCACUUUUCAAAGACCUCCCUUUCUUGAGAGAUCGGAGGAGCGGGCGCAUCACCGUCUCUCUGCAGGAUCUCAGCCAGCGUAGGCUAUCACUUAUUUCGUCUCUUCUGUCCAAUAUGCGCAAACAUCUUGAAGAGAUCGAAGAUGCGGAAAGGCUUCGUGAAUUCCUAAGAAUGAAACAAGAGUAUAAGGAAUUUGUUGAGAGACUGAUGCGAUCAAUGAAGGCAAACUACCAGGAACUGGGUGGUCCCGCCGAGACUGCGCAAGGAGCAUAUGUUGACUUUGUUCAGUGUGUGGUUGGAUUCUUGCAGCAGCAUGCCAGGGAUAUAGUCCCCAUCGAUCCGUUUUUCACAGAUCCUACGACAUUCCCUCUCCCCUCGACUGACCCUACAUACAUAGUGGCCAGAUUGAAGAGCUAUGAGCCCAAGUUAUGCGUGGAGAAGGUUGUGAGAACCUUAAUAAUUUUCAUCCAGGGUGUUUCAGAACGAGCUGCCAUUGACGGCCAGCAAGUCUAUCUUGUUGACCAACUGUGCGCGUCCAUGGCAGACACCUAUGAAGGUGGGAACCCGAGCCGACCAACUUUGCGUGCCACCUUUCUGCAAUGCAUAUUCCCAGCAUAUGUCGAAAUGACGUUCAGAAGUGCAGCAGCGUGGAUAUUAAGCCGGCCUAUUCUGCAGACUGUCUCUCUUGCUUUCAAGGACUUGCUUUUCAACAUGGAUACGACAGACCUGAGCUGCGUGCAAUCUGUCACGAGCAUCAUCUAUUCGAUCUUCCAGGCAGUUUACCAAGCCCUACACUUCAUCACGGAUGAUCCAGGUUUGCUCAAAGAGCCUACGGUGCUACUCAUUGCCUCAUCUUUCAUGGAAAUGAUGACAUGCGCCUUGCCUGUAAUUGACUAUGUCGAUCGAAUUACCAAUGCAGGCCAGAGAGUCAUUUCACAAAUUCAGGCUUUCCAACAAUUUGCCCUGUUCACCCUGUCACAACUGGGAAUCAAAUUCACGGAAGCCAAAUGUGAGAACUUCUCUUUGGCCCAAUAUUCGGACGCCUUCUUCAAAUUGGACACGAGAACAGGUACAGCCCCUGCUUUCUUCCAGGAAGCUCGUCAUCUCGCGUCCCGUGAACUGCAGGCAUAUGUGCAUGAGAACUGGUCAAGGCAUGAAGACAAAUACUACUUUACUCGACGUGGUUGUCAUCAGCCGCAGGAGGUUGAGAUUGAUCCAUCCUUUGCUUCAAGGCUGGAGGGUUCUCCUGAGACGGAUUUUAAGGAUAGUGUUGGGGUCUUUUUGGCUACGGUGGAAGAUCUGGGAUUGGUUUGUGAGGACGAUUGA